Aspergillus lentulus is the source of this 483-nucleotide messenger RNA. The record is from RefSeq and is a predicted model, not a curated record. Lineage: Eukaryota; Fungi; Ascomycota; Eurotiomycetes; Eurotiales; Aspergillaceae.
AUGACCUUCCAAGUACACACCCCGUCGCACUCGCUCUCACGUGUUGCAGAGUUCGCCUGUCUGUUCCCACGAUUCGGCGAAGACGCCAACUGUAAGGAAACGUACCAGUCUGUUGAACUUGAUGCUACGGCCAGUCAGUUGGUACAGAGCUGUUCAAGCCUUUAUCAGUCUAAGCCCGCACUGGUGCUCUCGACCGUCUGGGCUGCAACGCUCCAGAGUUUUACGGAGGGUGAGCGUGUCAAGUUCGCGCUGUUUCAAAAGGAACCUGUGCACGGCGUAUGCUGUGCCCAGGGAGGAAAGGAAUAUGUUCGGGGGGAAGCAUAUGCCGCGCUUAUCCACCCCGAAACCCCAGCGAGUGAGUUGAUGAAACAGGACAACUGGGAGAUUUUACCGCACGUUCCCGGUGAUCGGUUUCUUAAUACUGGGCUAUGCAUCGCCGGCGAGGAUGAGGCUGAGUUCGCCACGAUUCUAAAGGUAGGGUGA